AUGCUAGGGAAUGGCAUGCCUCGCAUUGGUUGUGAUCCUUCCAGUUCAAUUGGAGGCGCGAAUUUUCCGUCUCUUAUGCUCCGUAAUAACACCCCCACGAACGCUACAUCAACAGCGUUGAGUCGACAGACAUUCUCGAGUACGAGGAGCGGGGAGGCCAAGGGGUUCGCUGGCAUUCUAUUAGACCGGCUGCUGUCGCUUGGAAGUCCAUCGUCACGCCCCAACAAGCCCAGUUCUUCUGCAGCAAAGCGAAACUAUGAUUCGUAUGAUGUCACGUUUGCUCGCGGUCCUGUGGGGCUGGACCUCGAGACCGAUUGGUACGGACGUCAAGCUGUCGUAAAAGGAUUUCGAGCUAUCAACGCAGCAGGCGACGAAGGGCCAGCUAAACGCUGCGGGAUGAUUCGAGUUGGCGAUGUCCUCACUGCAAUCAACGGCGAAUCCUGUCUCGAGAUGAACUUCCAGGAAACUUUGGAGGCUCUUCGUCGAGCAGGAAAAUCUCGCCACACUCUUCACUUCAAAUCACUUGAGGCUGCAGGUGACUUAAGCGUUUACGCGAGCGACAAGGACGUCGUACAAGCGCGAGCUUUCAUUCACCAACAUAAACAACAAUUCUAUCGACCUCCUCGGGUCAAUGAAGGUGAGAACCCUCACGAGUUGGUACGCGGGUGUGUUGAGCGACUACGAGGGGAGUUCGUCACUGCCCUAAAUUUCCACCGAGAGGAGACAGGAGAGUUCUUGCUUGCUGCCUCGUGUGGUAGUGACGGUACCGGGCCUUUCGUUUUCCACACACUGCGAGACUCUCAUCUGCGAACAAUGCGUGAGCUUCCACAAAGCGAGGAAUCUGCUGUGUACUUGGGUCGUCUCGAGCCGAGCUUCCUGGGCACUGAGUUCACAUUGUUUGAUCACCACAUCGGCACCAAUCACGACAACGAGCUCGCGUUCCUGGUCUACACUGCUAACGUUCUUGGUCGUGUGCCAAAUUCGCUGAAGUGCGUCGUGUCCAAGUCUGUGACUGAGCACAAUGAGGACGGUCUGGAAGCUCCAUACAAGCCAUCGUCUCUGAGUCAGCAGCGAUCUGGAAUGGGUAGCGAUGGCGCCGUAUUCAACACACACCAGGUACGACUCGGUAGGAGCUCCAGUCUUUCGGAUCGAUUUAACCGCCAGCAGCAAUCGCGCGGUAUGUCGAUCACUGAACGGCUGAGGAACAUUACGCUGGACGAGUUGGACUUGCGCUUCGAGAUGGCUACAGAUGGGGCUCUUAGCUGGUUGGACGACGACGACGUUGAAGGCCAUUCACGCUCCAUGCGUGUCAAACAGGCUCGACUCAGAGGUGAGCGUACAGCCUCCAUGAAGCAAAUCUCGUAUGGCGCAGUGGAGCAAGAGGAGCACCAGAAAGACUUGCUUGUCUUCGAUACGAAGCAGCCUUCGUGGAAUGAGGAACUUGGAGCAUGGACGUUGAACUUUCAGGGCCGCGUGAAGGUCGCUUCAAAGAAGAAUUUCCUGCUGGUCACGAGUGAAACGAAUGAGAACGGCGAAGACGAGGAAAUCACAGCUCUACGCUUCGGCAAAGUGUCGAAAACUCGCUUCUCGCUGGACUACGCAGCUCCUCUAGCCCCCAUCCAGGCACUCGCUGUCGCCUGUUCGGCUUUUGCUAACAAGAGAGCUGUCACGUAGGUACGUAUUAUCGCUUGCACAGACAGAUUAUCUUUCACUCAAAACGCGUCAUAAUAUGUUGAAUCUAUCA
Phytophthora infestans T30-4 is the source of this 1744-nucleotide messenger RNA. RefSeq names its product ATP-binding Cassette (ABC) superfamily. The transcript has a single exon. Bases 1 to 1674 code for a protein of 557 amino acids. Gene Ontology annotation, molecular function: protein binding. The record is from RefSeq and is a predicted model, not a curated record. NCBI's taxonomy places the organism in Eukaryota, Oomycota, Peronosporomycetes, Peronosporales, Peronosporaceae.